Messenger RNA from Daphnia pulicaria, 2857 nucleotides. RefSeq lists its product as uncharacterized. Gene Ontology annotation, cellular component: cytoplasm. Gene Ontology annotation, biological process: regulation of proteolysis; proteasome-mediated ubiquitin-dependent protein catabolic process. Lineage: Eukaryota; Metazoa; Arthropoda; Branchiopoda; Diplostraca; Daphniidae. The transcript has 5 exons. The coding region runs from base 122 to 1786 and encodes 554 amino acids. Gene Ontology annotation, molecular function: ubiquitin protein ligase binding. The record is from RefSeq and is a predicted model, not a curated record.
UCGGCUGGUAGAGUCAGUUUAUAUAGCUGGUAGUUAUUUUGAUUGACUAAACUAUAAUUCAGUUUUUCAAUUAUUUUUUAAUUCAAAAUCUUGAGAUUUUUAAUUCGCCAGUUUUUUCGAGAUGUCUGGUACUCAGAAGAUGAUUGUGCCUUACGAGUGGAUUCUGGAGAAUGUCGAGGAAGAACCGAUGACCAUUGCGUCGAAAAUGAUUUUGUUUCGAGGCGAGAAAGUAUUCCGUGUGGGUUUGAAGAAUCACGCACUGAAUCCCGUUUUGUUUUUGGUGGCAAUUAAUCUCAGCCAAAUCGGAAUGAAAGUGGAAGACGUAACGUACGGAAUUCAAGGUAGUGGCACUAGUCCAGCAACGAUGUUGCAAAUGACAAAAGAGGAUACAGGAGUUGAAGAAGGGAGUUUGCUUUUAUUUAAAACUCUACUUGACAAGAAGAUUGUUGGAAACUGCACGUUUGCGUUUCGAAUUUGCAUCGGAGGAAAUGUUCCCGGAUAUUCCUAUCGACUGUCCGAUCGUCUUGCCAAAGAUCAAUUAUGGGCUGCUUUAAAAAGUCAACAAAAUCUGACGGACGUUUCAAAAAAUCUGGCGGACGUUUUAUUAAUUGUACAAGACGGGGAAACUUUUGCGCACAAAGCCAUUCUUGGUGCCCGCAGUAAAGUGUUUGCAGCCGAAUUUGAGAAAGUACAACCGGGAAAAGACGGUCCUCAUAAGAUCCGAUUGGAUGGUGUGGAACCUUCAACUGUGGAGAAAUUUCUGCACUUUAUCUACACGGGAGAGCCGAUGGGAACAUUGGCAGACGAAGAAUUGCUCAAAUUAGCUAACAAGUACGGGCUGCUGGCUCUGUCUGGUUUAUGCCGAGUUGCACUGAAGAAAAUUGAGGCCACGCAGAUGACAGAACUCAUUGAGAGUAUAAAUAACGGGGUUGAAGGACUUGAUUCUUCCAAAAUCAUGCCGGAGAAAGAUACGGAAAUAUUUUUCGAUGGAACCACGCCCACCUUCAGAAUAUGCGCUUUGCGGUUUCAUGGAUCUGAAACAGAAAAUAGAAAAUGGAGAUGGUUGAUGCAAUAUCAAAAGGAAGAUAUGUUUUUCGUUCACUUUACUGGGCUUUGCAACAGUAACAAAUGCAGUAUCAGUAAACCUGGGAUUCAUUUUGCCUGCGCCAAUCAUCGAAGAUUCGGAUUGAAAGUUGAGGAUAUUUAUUGCGGCAUCAACUUCAAGGAACAGAAACCUAACCAAUGGUUCAAAAUGGAAGCAAAAAUGCUAAAAAACAGCGCUGAAUUACUUCAACGCUUCACCGUCAAUUUGGAAUUUGAUAUUGAUUACCGCUUCCAUCAUUCAAUCUUCGACAUCAAAACGGUCAGUACGAUCGGCAAUUAUUAUUACGAGUUGAUGGACGACCUAUGGUUAAACGAUUUAUGGACUGCCGCAACAAACAAGAAGUGGACGGAUGUCGAAAUAUUUGUUGGAACAGUUAAAGUGAUGGAAGCUCAUCGAAUAAUCCUAUCCUCUAGGAGUCCUGUCCUGAAUGAAUCUUUAAGCAAGAUCAGCAAACCAGCAGAGAAAUCUAUCGUCAGAUUCGAGGCAAAAUUCGAUGUCGAAGUUGUAAAGAAUUUCCUAAAUUUCCUGUACACUGGCUGUUUAGAGUCGAGUGCCAGCGUCCAUCAACUUGGUAAAUUGGCCACAAUGUACCAAGUGGAGACUUUGAAAAAUGUGUGCCACCUACUUAAUGCCAACACACCGGAUGCAGAAGAACUAACCAACUAUCUUCUAGAGCUAUAAUUGUUUGUUUUUUUAACACGUAUAUUACGUACACAUUUCACAGGAUUUCACGUGAUAUAGUAUUUUAUGUAACAUACAAUUAUAGAUCCAUUAUAUACGUUUCUAUGACCUGCAUCAUCUUACAAACUUAUCAGCACCUGAUAUAGCCUGAUAAUAGCGUUCAGAAAAAGUGGGGGAGAGUGGGGCCAGUAUAUUAGGUUCCAGCGUAUAGUUCCUGUUUGAAAUUGUUAAGUUUUACUCCAAGCGUAGAAUGCCAAAUAAGGUAAUUUUAUCUUUCUCAUAUAUAGACCAAGUGUGUUUGUUUGUUUCUCUAGCGCUGGUACGAGUCUUAUAUCUUGUCAUAACUCAUGACCUUGUGAAUUUUGAUAAGGGAACUUUGAAGUCGUAAAUGGGGAAAGUACAGUAGAUAGUUGACUUACAUUAUUAUAGCGAGAUUAUUUCUCUUAAAAGUACAAUUGCAGCACAUAGAUGUCGUGCGUUCGCGGGACUUCGUGAAAAUAUCGCAACUGUUGUAUUUUACUCCCGCACCACCAGAAGAUUUGCCAGCGCUUUUUAGAGCCUUAGACAGUCUUAACUCGAAGUUCCCUUUAUUCAACAACGUAAGACAAUUAACACAAAUUGGCAUAUACUCAAAGGAUAACUGGAUUCAUUUCAGAGCGCCAUAUUAAUAAAAAGGGAAAAUUGUCUUCCGGAAGUGAGUCACAUAUCGAAUCACAUCCGAUCCUUCGUCAAGGGCAGGUCUGAGGGCUUUCCAUCGGGUUCUGCUAUGUAUACCAGCUACGCCGGAAGUCCAAAAUAUACGCAUUUAAUACACAAUUUAAUGGUCGUUGAGUGGCCCUGUACUCAACUAAGAUAAAACGACCGUCAAGUCGUCAACAAACAUUUUCCUGCUCUUGGCUCUACACCCACACGUUGCGGAUGGAGAUCUAAUUCCAUGUGUGUUUGCUUCGAUUCAUAUCCCCCAUCUGAAUUGGUGCGGAGAUUAUUAGAAAGUUGGUGUACACUAUCUGAACAAAUAAAAUGUUUCCCUCUUGCCUUCCAAAAGGGCCCUGGAGGGUCUUAUUUAUUGCA